AUGGGUCGACAACAAGGCAAUGGUUCGAAACCCGCGAGGCUUUUGGCCCUCCUUGCAACCUCAGCAAUCGCAACUCCCAUUAUUUCGCCUGCCAGUUGGGAUGUCGGCAGUCUUUUUCUCUCAAAGACAGCGCCGAACAAUACCUCGUCGAGAUGCAAAGUCUAUCCGGGCGACCAAAAUUGGCCUUCAGAUGAGGCCUGGGCCAAUCUAAACAAGCUGGUAGACAAUCGCUUGCUAGACCGACCAGAACCUUUGGCCUCGGUCUGUUACAACGGACCGCUUUAUGAUGCAGAGGAAUGCGUCAAGGUGACCGCCCACUGGAACGAAUCUUACUCACACUUCGACAACGCUGUUGAAAUGAUGAGUCCCGUGGCGCAAGGCAUGACAUGUCUUCCACCAAACAUAUUCGACUCUUCCAACUGCACCAGGGGCGGUUUUCCGAUGUAUGUCAUCAACGCAACAAAGCCGGAACAUGUUCAGAUGGGAGUCAAUUUUGCCCGGAACACUGGAGUCAGAUUGGUCGUCAAGAACACCGGGCAUGAUUUCUUGGGUAAGUCUGGUGGCAAGGACGCGCUGAGCAUCUGGACACGUUACUUCAAGGAUAUUGAGUAUAUCGAAGAGUAUGUAGACGCAAAAACUGGCUAUUCGGGACCGGCUUUCAAGGCUGGAGUCGGUGUGCAAGCUUUUGAGAUCUACAAGGCUGCUCACGAGAAGGGACACUCCGUUGUCGGCGGCGAGGGCGAGACUGUCGGUAUCUUUGGAGGAUAUAUCCAGGGUGGCGGUCACUCGCCACUCACUUCCCUUUACGGCACAGGUGCAGACCAGGUUCUCUCGAUGGAAGUUGUCACCGCAGAUGGCGACUACGUUACAGCGAACUCUACAUCUAAUACUGAACUUUUCUGGGCAAUGCGCGGUGGGGGUGGCUCAACGUUUGGUAUUGCGACUUCAGUAACAGUCAAAGCUCACCCCGAUUUCCCCACGACGGCAUCGCGCUUCUCGUUCACCUCCGAAAAGGUCGGCAACGAGACAUUCUGGGCCGCGAUCCGCGAUUACGUCGAUUACUUCAUUCCCAAUGCUGAUGCUGGCACUUACGCAUACUGGACGCUUAUCCCCAACGUCUGGACCGGCAUCUUCAGCUUCGGCAUGUCCCCUUUCUUCGCCCCAAACAAAACGCUUGAGGAAACCCAGGCCCUGCUCCAACCCUGGCUCACCCGCUUGGAGGAACUCGGCAUCAAUGUCAACCCCAACAUCACUCAUUUCAACUCCUACUACGAAGCCUGGCGAAGCUCCUUCCCGCUCGAAACUGUUGGCAAAAUCAAUGCAACGACUGCCUCUCGCAUGUUCCCUCGCUGCAACUUCGAAACUAAGGAAAAGCGCGAUGAACUCUUCCAAAACUUGCGCCAAUCGAGCGAGAACAACCGUGUGCAAGUACACUUCAACAUCAAGGCCGUUGAUCCAGCGAAUUCUGACAACGCUGUGAACCCAGCAUGGCGUGAAAACAUACUCUUCGCUCAGCAAGCCGUGCGAUGGAACCCCAACGGCACCGCGGCCGAAACGCUGAAAGCUCGACAAGAAUUCCAGAGAGGUGACAUGCAGCGCUGGAGAGACAUCAGCCCUGGUGCUGGGUCGUAUCUCGCUGAAGCGGAUCGUCUGGAACCAAACUUUGGACAAGCGUUCUGGGGCGAUAAAUACCCGCGUCUGCUUGAGAUCAAGGCCAAGCUAGAUCCUCAUGAUGUCUUCUUUGCUACCACAAGCGUGGGAAGUGAGAGGUGGAAGGUUGAAAGCGUUGAUGGGUUGCCGAAUGAGAAUGGCAAGCUCUGUCGCGUUGAGAACUAA
Molecule: messenger RNA, 1836 nt
Organism: Paraphaeosphaeria sporulosa
Lineage: Eukaryota; Fungi; Ascomycota; Dothideomycetes; Pleosporales; Didymosphaeriaceae
Product: FAD binding domain-containing protein
Exons: 3
Coding region: 1-1836 (611 amino acids)
Molecular function (GO): oxidoreductase activity; FAD binding
Source: RefSeq, a predicted model, not a curated record